Molecule: messenger RNA, 4083 nt
Organism: Misgurnus anguillicaudatus (oriental weatherfish)
Lineage: Eukaryota; Metazoa; Chordata; Actinopteri; Cypriniformes; Cobitidae
Molecular function (GO): protein binding
Source: RefSeq, a predicted model, not a curated record
AUGGACCUCCAAAACAAGCUUGAUGAUUUGAAGAUCAAAUGUAGGGAUUCUUAUAAAUUGGCAAAGGAUAAUAUCGACGGUCUUAAAACCCAGCUAGAUGAUCUCUUUAAACAACUAGAUACCACUAAUAGUCCAGCCAAGGAUGUUUUAAACAUACUGCAGAAGAUCACCGACUUACAAGAGCUGGAUGUGAAAAUAAACACAGAGAAAGAUGGCACAAAGACCGCAAGGCUUGAAGAGCGCCAGAGGGAAGCAGAAAAAGACUUAACGGAAAUGAAGAAAGAGUUUUCAAGAAGUGUUGACAUUUUCAAGCGGGCAGGUUUAAAGAUGAGCGCUGAGCCUUUAAAAAGCGAUAAGGCAACAUCAUCCCUUCUCACAGAAUUAAAGAAGUACCUUGAAGACAAGAUCAAGCAACCAGGUGAACAAGAUGGACUAUCAAAGCAGGUGCUGCAGAUUGUUACAAUGCAGAUUGAAGUGAUGGAGCUCAUGACCCGUGCCUCUCAAAUAUACAAGACACAAGUACAGAUCGAUGCAAAUACGAACAAACUUCAGCACAUAAACAGCCUCCUGACAGACCUGAAAGAGCAGAGAGAAGUGGCAAUGGCAUAUGAUGUAGCAAAAUUUGAUAAAAAGAUUGCUACAGUGAAGAAAGAACAUUUAAAAUUGAAUGAUGAGCUGUCAGCUCUUCAACAAACACUUCGACAACUUAAUGGACAGAAAAAUGAAGCUGAUGCAAGAAAAAAAGAAAUGAUGGACAAAAUUGCCAAAUUAAAGGAUCAGCUGGUUUCUAGAAUUCUUACGCUGCAGUUUGAAUUCAUGGAGGCAGUAAUAAAAGCACAGGGACAAAUGAAUGCACACGAAAUUCAAAUAAAUGAUCUCCAGAGAGACCUUGUAAAGGAACAGGACAAAAACAUUUAUCUCCAUGAUACCAAUGACUAUUUACGCCAACAGGUGAUUGAUCGGGAGGAGGAAUGUGCAGACAUGACGGUGAUGUACACGGAAAAGGAGGUUGAACUGAAGAAUAAAGUAAAUGAGAUGUCAGAAUCGACUUCAAAGAAAGCACUCCAGAUUAUUUUGCUUGGCUUUGAAAUAGACCAGACAGAGAAACAAAUUAAGGGAUUUUCUUUAAAUAAUGAUGCUUUGAAAGAAAAACUGGAUGAAAAAAUCAAAGAGGUAAAGAAGAAGAAGGAGGAGUUUAAGAAAAUGCAAGGCGGCUCUGACAAAGUCCUACAGGUGAUAACACAUAUGGAGAAAAUCUGGACGCUACAGAGUAACAACGCAGAUGACUUGGAUAAAAUCAGCGAUUUACAGAAGACUCUGCUUAACACGAUUGCAGAAUUAGAUGACAAUGAUCCUACAAAACCGAUGUUGAAAAUCUUGGCUUAUCAGUCUGAUGCAACCUGGAUACGGGAAAUGCUGAAAACUGUGACUAAACAGGCUGAGAUUCAGAAAACUGCGCUUCAACGAGAACUCAAUAACAAGGAGAAUAUGUUGAAUGAGAAAAACAAAGAACUGGCCGCUGGAACCAGUAACAUCAAUCAGCUUCGAAAAGAAAUAGCUGCUUUGAAGAACGAAAUCUCGACACUGAAAGUUCAGAUGGAUGAGGCAGAAAAGGCUUCAAAGCGGAAGAUAGGAGAUCUUGAAAAAAGACUAAAACAGAGUGUUGAGGAACAGAAUGCCGCAACGAAAAAACUGAAUGAGAAGGACGCUACAAUAGCACAGCAAUUUCAGAAGAUAAACAAUCUAAUGGGUGACAUGAAUGUCAUGAAACAGCAAAUGCAGGAAUCAGAAGUACUAGUCAAGUCCAGAAUAGCUGGACUAGAAGACGAUCUAAUGAAGAAAAAGCAGGAAAAUGACAAAAUCCGUGAAGAGAAUAAAAAGUUGAAGCAAGAUCUCACAAAGACUGGAGAAUGCCCCGAACUCAAAGAGAAACAAAAGAAAAUCCAGGCUGAAUAUGAUGCUACAGUUUCUAAAUUGAACAGUACCAUCCUUCAGAAAGUUUUAUACAUUAAAGCUUUAAUUGAAGAAGUGGAGUUUCUGGACAAGAAACUUGAAGAAGGAGGUUCAGGCAGUGAUGAUCUGAUAAAUGAACUGGAAUUAAAGAAAAAACAACUGAAGGAGGCAGAACGGAAAUUAAAAGCAAAUGGAGAAGUUUCAGCCAAAACUGUAAACGUCCUUCAGCUACUAACUGAGAUAUGGAAACUCCAAGAGAACCCAACUAUAAAGAAUUUAGCAAAGAUCAAAGAUCUGGAACAAGAACUGAAUGAUCUGUUGUCAGAGUUGAAAACCUCUGGAGAGAAAGGGCUUGAUCUGGCCUUGAAGACGAUCUCUAUAAAGGAAUCAAUGGCCAGACUGCAAAAGGCACAAACUAAAAUGCAAGAGGAAUACAAUGUAGAAAUCAAUGAUUUACAGGAGGAAAUAAAAGACAAGGAUAAAGAAAUUAAGAUGUUGAAAUCCAAGUGUGAAAUGUCAGCACAGCUAAUGGAAAAUAUAAAGAAACUAGAGGCGGAAGCUAGUGAAAGCAAGAACAAAUUGAAAAAGCUGCAAGAAGAGUCGGAAAAGAAGAUAGCAUCACUGAGGGAUCAGCUUAAAACCAAGAGAGAGCAACUUACGGACGCUGAAGAUAGACUAGAAGAGACAAGCUCUGACAAUGCUGCCUUGCUCAAGAAGCUGAACAAUCUAAAUGAAGACUUAAAAAGGGUCACAGAAGAGAAAAAUGAUGCUCUAAAGAAAGCACGGCAAGAAAUCACUGAAUUAAAAGAGCUAACAGGAGAACAAAUAAAGGAGCUUUUUAAGCAGGGAUUGAAACUGACAGAGAAAGAUAAUACCAUUAAUUCAUUGCAAAGGCAGCUUGGAAAUUCAAAGAAUGAGUUUGAGAAAGAGAAGGAAAAAAACAGAGAUCUUGAGACAGAACUAAAAACCAAGGAGAAGAAACUUGCAAACACUGAAGACAGACUGAAAGAGACCAAGGCUGAAAAUGAUGCUUUGAAACUGAAGCAGAAGCAACUGAACGAAGACUUGGACAAAAUGACAGAAGAGAAAAAUAACUUGCAACAGAAAACAAAGAAGCAAAUUUCUGAGUUAAAUGAGAAAUUAAAAAGACGGGAAGAAGAACUUGCUGAGACAGGCCAGAUACUCAAGGAAAAGGAUGAAAGCAUUUCUACAUUGCAAAAAGAAAAUAAAAAAUCUAAGGCUGAACUCGAAAAAGAGAAAGACAAAUACAACAAUGUAAUCAAUGAGAACGAGAAACUUCAAAAAGCACUAACUGAAGCUAAUAAAGUAAUAGAGAAAAUUGAGGAAAAACCCAAAAUUGAAUGGCCGAGGUUAGACCGCAACACUGCACACCCCAGACUCGUCCUGUCAGAUGAUGAAAGAGAGGCACGGACCUCCUAUCUGCCUCAGUCCGUACCCAACAUCCGUGAACGCUAUGACACGGCCAUUGCAGCACUGGGAAAAACUGGAUUUGACUCCGGAAAGCAUUACUGGGAAGUAGGGGUGGCUGGAAGAAAAUGUUAUAUUGUUGGCAUGGCCAGGGCAUCUGCUCAGAGAAAGGGUAAAUUAACAUAUGGCCCUCGGGGUGGCUAUUGGGUUAUUCUCAAGAAAAGAGAUGGUACACACGUUGCCAUUGCAGAUAAAGAAGUUACACUUCAGAUGAAGGAAUCACCAUCUAGUAUUGGGGUCUUGGUGGACUUUAAAAAGAAAGAGAUAACCAUUUAUAAUGUAGACAAGAAGCUUUCCGUCUUUACGUUUACAGGCAAUGAGAAUCUGGGAACGCUCUAUCCAUACAUUGAAACAUGCAGCGACUCUUUCAAUGACCCUCCUAUAAUCUUUAAGGGACCUCAAUCCACUGACUGGAUUUUGCAGUGAUCUCUUAUCUCUACUCUGUGAAUGCAUAGAAAAUGCAUUUCUCUACUUUGAUAUUUUAUUUUGUGACUACUCAUUGCUUGCUUGAAUGUCUUUGCAUAUUAUAAAUGAGCCAGGUUUCAGCAUUUCAAAUAAAAACGGAUAACGUAUCAAAAGAAUGUUUGUGAAGUAUUGUCAUCUCAAAGGAAUAGUUUGAAAAUUAUGGGCUAAUUUUUUAUU